AUGAAGGAAGAAGGCGAGUUGAGAAUUACUUAUGAAGAGAAGGACCGGCUGCAAAAGGCAUUCAGACAACACGAGUUCCGAGCACUAUUUGAUGACUAUUUUGAUGAAGUCUCAGAUGAAAAAUACCGAAAGGAAAAGGAGGACUAUCUGUACACAUUAUACUUCAAUGGGGAACUCAAGAAUAACCAAAUUAUUAUCGAGCCUACUGUAGCUUUCUGUGUGAAGACCAAAAUUGUGUAUUCGAAUCAGACACAGCAGAAGGUGUUUUUGAAUAUUUGUUCACAUGAGGGGAUGCACUGUAUCUCCUUUGAGGGCGAUGGGCGCGGCAGGUUGAGCAUCCCCUACUCCCUUUCGCAGAUGAGGCCAGACAAGACCGGAAAAGGCGAGUGCUGCCUCACCGUCGACUGCUGCACGAACCCCUCUACCGUUGACACAGUGAGGACGCACAAUGAAAUCCUGAACUACCUCCUUGAGAACGUGUGCAUGAAUAUCGAAAAAAAUGUACUAAAAGACAGAGAGAAGAUAAGUCGAGAUUUUAAAAUAUCGAAGAGGAUGGUGUGUAAAGGAGGAAAGCCUUUUGUGAUUUGUAUUAACAAGGAGUUUUUAAGGCACUCAGUUGUGCUAGAUGUGCAGAAGAAGUUAGAGAUUAUGAGGAGUAAAUUCGAAAAGGUGCAUGACACCACGACGCCGUCGAAAGUGAAGAGACUUGCGUUGGGAAGUAAAGUGAAGACGGAGGUGCACGUGGGGAAAGACCAGGAGGGGGAGAAGGAUCUCAGGGAGGAGAAGGAUCACCACGAAUCUGCAAAGGAUAGCGAGCUAGAGAUCACUGACCAGUUUAGCGAAUCGGUAAAAAGGGGUAGCGAAUGCAAGGAGGAGAUGGAGCGCACAAAGAAGACUCAAUUUUUUAUCACCUACCAAGGGUCCAUAAACGCAGCUUCUUUGUGGGGAGAAAAAGAACAUCCCAAUGUGUGCAUAAGCUUACCUGAGAAAAUCAAAGUUUCGAUAUGCACUAAGGGGUCCGUAACGCGUGAGAAUAUAUUGCUGCAGAUUGGGAAGAAAAGGGUCGAGGUGAAAUUUGUGAACUGCGAUGAGGAUGACGUGGUGGCUGAUCUGCCCUACCCAUGCAACGUGGAGGACUACUCCUGCGUCAUAAGAAGGGACAAGGAAAAGAUCGAAAUUUACCUCAACUUGUGCGAAGAGUUCGUUCAGACGUAUGCAAAAAGUUUGUAUGAAAAGUACUUCUCCAGCCAGGAGGCGGAGGUGCACGUGGCAGCGCUGGACUACAUCGACGACGUGCUGCGGAGUUACGAGUUGGAGGGGGCGCCGGUGAGCGCGGCGAACGGGGCGAGCGGGGCAAACGAGGCCAACUUGACAAACGGGGCGAGCGGGGCAAACGGGGCCAACUUGGCAAACGAGGCCAACUUGACAAACGAGGCAGACGCCCAGGUUCUGCACGUCGUCGCUUCCUCGCCGCACUGCACCUGGGAAAGGCGGCAAACCGAUGCGCAGUUCCCAUCAGGGGAGGAAAAAACGAAGGGGCACACGAGCAGCGUAGGAGAAGAGAAGAUCGAUAAUGUCUUAACCCCAUUUGAGGAAAAACAACUUUUUGACUUCUCCCAAGGUGAGGGGAAUAUGAAAAAGGAACUCCCUCCCCCCGCGGAUGAGUCCGAGUGUACACGGGAGAGGGCAAAAAUGGAUGUGACGGAUAACACCGAGCGAUUUCUUGAGGUAGCCAAAAACCAUGGGGAGGGAAAACAAAAGGAACACAUUCAUUGCGUACUGGGAAGGAGAGAGGGCUCCUCACAUGAGGGGGGGAAAACAACUAUGUCCCCUUCCUCUGAUUAUGGCAAGAUAGAACUCAUUAAUGACGAUGCUACCGUGGCAACAAAUGAAGUGGCCCCCAAGAGUGCGCAGUUAUCGCCUGGAUUGGCAUACAAACAUGUGGGAAGGAAAGCAAACAAAUUAGUCGAGGAACGUGAAAAGGGUAAAAUGCUCACCUGUGAAGUGGACCCUAAUGGAGGCCAGUCUUUGCUGGACAUGCAAAUGUACGAGAAUAUGGAUAUGGCGGGGGCCUUCUCGUGCAGCUUGUGGGCGGCGUACUUAUAA
Messenger RNA from Plasmodium cynomolgi strain B, 2106 nucleotides. RefSeq lists its product as hypothetical. The transcript has 2 exons. Lineage: Eukaryota; Apicomplexa; Aconoidasida; Haemosporida; Plasmodiidae. Bases 1 to 2106 code for a protein of 701 amino acids. Gene Ontology annotation, cellular component: cytoplasm. The record is from RefSeq and is a predicted model, not a curated record.